Molecule: messenger RNA, 2853 nt
Organism: Macrobrachium nipponense
Lineage: Eukaryota; Metazoa; Arthropoda; Malacostraca; Decapoda; Palaemonidae
Exons: 9
Coding region: 281-2239 (652 amino acids)
Source: RefSeq, a predicted model, not a curated record
UGUGUUUGCCAUAUCGGGGAGCAGCCAGUUCCCCCACUAAGCGACUUUCAGUCCCAGUAAAGAAGAGUGAGUGGUUUCGUUAAGUGCUAAGUGUGUCUGUACUUAGAGACUGGACGUGUUUUCCCUACAAAAGAACCAGGAGAUAUUUAUUCAUAAGAGUAACCAGACAAGAGAAACAGUGAUGAAAGUGAACGGAAGUGCAUGAGACGAAAAAUACCCUUUUUUGUUUCCUAAUUUCCCCAAGACACCUUUUCUUUGCGUCUUCUAAAAUCUAGUCAGCAUGACGACUUCCUCUUGGUAUCGUCGAUCCGUGUGGAGUUACAAAGGGAACAGGGAGUACACCAAAAGUGGCUACGACUUGGCCAAAGAAAGAUUUAUCGCAGAUGAUCUCGACGUCGAUUGUUCAGACCGGCACUAUGUCAUUACGGGCUCCAACAGUGGUAUUGGCCUGGAAAUCACGAGAGAGGUAGCGAAGAGAGGAGGCGUGUUGCACAUGGUCUGUCGCAACUUCGAGGCUGCAAAGGCUGCCCGCUCAGACAUCAUCACCAACACAGGCAAUGACAAAAUCCACAUCCACACCCUCGACCUGGCUAGACCCACGGAAGUGAUGAAGUGGGCGCAGGAGUUUGCUGCCACGCACGAAAAAAUCCACGUCCUUGUGAACAACGCCGGCUGCAUGGUUCACGAAAGAAGGAUAGACGAAGAUGGCAUCGAAACUAACUUCGCUGUCAACACUUUAUCCGUACACAUUAUCACCAUGAACCUUCUGCCUGUUCUACAGAGGAAUGAGGAUGCUAGGGUGAUAACCGUUAGUUCAGCAGGAAUGUUAACAGUAAGGCUAGAUCCAAUUGACAUCAUGCACGAAGACAUGGAACCUUUCAACGGACGGUUGGUCUACUCUCAAAACAAACGUCAGCAGGUUGUAAUGACUCUGUGGUAUGCUCAGAGAUUCGAGAAAGUACAUUUUUCUGUCAUGCACCCUGGCUGGGCAGACACUCCUGCAGUUAGGACUUCUAUUCCUGAUUUUUAUGAAAUGAUGAAAGAUAACUUACGUACUCCAAGUGAAGGUGCUGAUACAGCAGUGUGGCUUGCCAUCUCAAAAUCUGUUUUAAAACACCCAAGUGGACUUUUUUACCAAGAUCGAGAACCUGUAUCAACACAUUUACCCCUUGCUUGGACAAAAUCAUCAAUUGAAGAGGAAAACCUUUUCAUGCAGAAAUUAAUGUUACUUAUGCAAAAGAUUUCCAAUAAAAUUUCUCCUGAACAAAUAGAGGUCAACGGUGAUAACAAUUCUGAGGUAAAUGCACACAUUCAUACAAAUGGAGUAAACGCUUCUCUUGAAUCAAGUAACACCAGCCCAAACAAUGUCCAAGAACUUAGUGCUUCUCUAAAAGAAGUUUCCUUAAAUAAUGAAAAUGGCAACCUUUCAGCAAAGGAAGAAGUGGAAGAUGACCAAACUGAAAAGCAAUCCCAAGUACCAGUAGAAGAUAUCAAGUCAGAAGGUCAAGCACCAGAUGCAGAAGAAUCUGCUGAACUCCAAAAUGCUGAAGCCCCAUCACCUGAAAUAGAAGAUAUAUCUCCUAUUCAAAAAGACUCAGUUAGUAAGGUUCUAGAAGAUUCUGGAAUUGAUUCUAGGGAGGAAGAGGCAGGAGAAAAAGCAGAUGAAGCAUCUGUAAACAAGUCUGACACUUCAUCAGUAGGGGAAGAGGAACCUGCUGCACAAACUGAUGAAAAGGUUGAAAAAGAAGUUACACCAAGCCCAGUACCCAAUGAAAUAAAAAACCCUGAAACUGAUUCAACAACACCUGAUAAAAAGGAUGAACCUGAACCAGAAAUUAUACAUGAUAAAAAUGAGGCUUCCAAACUAGAAACCAUACCAGAUAGUACUAGUGAUAAUCCCAAAGAAACCCCACCUUUGGAGGUAGUAUCAGGGACCCCUAAUAGUACAGAAGAAUUUAAAGAAGAAAGAAAUGACUCAAAACCAGAAACCCCACAACCUGGUGAAAAGGAAGAACCUAGAGCCAACAUAAAAGAAGAAUCACCUCAGAAUAAUGAGGCUUUGCCUUCUGAAGAUGGGGAUUCGGCAUCAAGACCAAUUACAUCCGAAUCAAGAGCUGAUGCUGAUGUGGAUGCAAGCCUCACAUCAUCUCCAACACCUACAGACCAAACAUAUCUGAGUGCUACCAGUGUAGUUGAACAUUUAAUUGAUAUUACAGCAGCAAAAGCAGGUGAUCCUUAGUAUUUGUAGCCAGGCUAAAUGAUGCUGUAGCCAUUUUUCUAACUGUGCAAUUUUAUGGCAUUUCCAUUGACAAGCAUUUUGUGGCUUGCGCUGUAUACCUAUCAUAUGAUAUCAGGAUAAACUAAACAAAAAUGGGAGUGUAAAUAAAUUUCCCUUCAGAUCAGAUAGGUUUGAAGUUUGUCAUUAUUCAAAAAAACUACUUUCAAUUGAAAAAUACCUAUUGUAAUUAAAGUACAUACGUACUACUACAAAUUGGGGAUUGUGAUAAGAAAUCUUGUGAAUUGUAUUGUCAGUGUGAAUAGUAUAAUGUGUUUACUAUGUAAACUAGCAUUUAAUAUGUAGUAAAUUGAAAAUACUGUACGUACUAUAUAUUUUCUGCAUAUAGUUCUAAUAUUAUUUGCAAUUUGAUACCAAUUCUACUUUUCUUCAUCUAGUGUUUUAUGCCAAAGCAUUUAGUUCUAGAAAGCUAUUUUGUAUGGUAUUUUGACUUAAAAUAAAUCUAACACAGUCAAAUGCUAAUGAAAUUAGUUGUAUAUAUCUUUUAGUACUGUCAAUUUUUCUAAAAUUGUAUGAAUGAACCUGAGUGUUACCAUAUAAUAAAAUAUAUAACAUUA